Messenger RNA from Anopheles maculipalpis, 934 nucleotides. Its product is annotated as GTP-binding protein Di-Ras2-like. Gene Ontology annotation, biological process: signal transduction. Lineage: Eukaryota; Metazoa; Arthropoda; Insecta; Diptera; Culicidae. Gene Ontology annotation, cellular component: plasma membrane. Gene Ontology annotation, molecular function: GDP binding; GTPase activity; GTP binding. The coding region runs from base 71 to 922 and encodes 283 amino acids. The record is from RefSeq and is a predicted model, not a curated record. The transcript is spliced from 5 exons.
GCAACAACCUCCUUUUAGUAAUAAUAUCCAACGAACGAAACGAACCAACUCCACCACAAGAUCCACCAAGAUGGGCGAAAUGGAUAGGAAUAACAAGAAAAUUUUACAAAACAUCAAAAUGCCCGAGCAAAGCAAUGAUUACCGAGUGGUGGUGUUUGGGGCCGGAGGUGUUGGCAAAAGCUCGCUGGUACUGCGAUUUAUCAAGGGAACAUUCCGCGAAAGCUACAUUCCCACCAUCGAGGACACGUAUCGGCAGGUGAUAAGUUGCAAUAAAAACAUAUGCACACUGCAAAUCACCGACACGACGGGUUCGCAUCAGUUUCCGGCAAUGCAGCGGCUGUCCAUCACGAAGGGUCACGCGUUCAUACUGGUGUACUCGGUCUGCUCCAAACAGAGCCUCGAGGAGCUCCGGCCAAUCUGGAGCUUAAUUAGAGAAUUGAAGGGUGAAGAAAUAUCCCAAAUACCUGUUAUGUUGGUGGGCAACAAAUGUGAUGAAAGUGAAGACUUGCGGGAGGUGACCAACAUCGAAGGACAAACGGAAGCCGCUACCUGGGGAGUAUCGUUCAUGGAAACGUCUGCCAAAGAAAACCACAAUGUUACCGAACUGUUUCAGGAACUACUCAACAUGGAAAAGAAUCGCAACGUAUCACUGCAGCUGGACGGCAAGAACAAGAAGAAAAACAAGAAGAAAAUGAUGAAAGAGCAAGCGAAGGAGGAAAAGCUUCUAAAGGAAAAGAAAGAAAAGCAGAUGCAACGCGAGAAGGAGAAGGGCAAGGAAAAGGACAAAGACAAAGAGAAGCAAACGAAAGAGAAAGACAAAGCCAAGGAUGGGAAGGAUAAGGCGGGUGCGGGCAAUGCACAGCCAGCGGCGGCGGCGGGCGAAGGAAGCGGCACACUGAAGGAGAAGUGUAAAGUGAUGUGAAAACCUGGCAUC